AGUUGCUGCAAAACUUUUCUGGGGGGUGCAGCCGGUGCCCCCCGCGCGCCGGGGCCGGAUGCGCGCCGGGUAGGGUCCCCCGGGCCGAGAGAGGUGCCCGGAGGGAGGAGCGCGGAGGGGGCGCCCUGGCCCCGCUGCCCUGGGGCUAUGGCCAUGGUGACCGGCGGCUGGGGCGGCCCCGGCGGCGGCGGCGGCGACACGAACGGCGUGGACAAGGCGGGCGGCUACCCGCGCGCGGUCGAGGAAGACUCGGCCUCCCCUCCCGGCGCCGCCAGCGACGCGGAGCCGGGCGACGAGGAGCGGCCGGGGCUGCAGGUGGACUGCGUGGUGUGCGGGGACAAGUCGAGCGGCAAGCACUACGGCGUCUUCACCUGCGAGGGUUGCAAGAGCUUCUUCAAGCGGAGCAUCCGCCGCAACCUCAGCUACACCUGCCGGUCCAACCGUGACUGCCAGAUCGACCAGCAUCACCGGAACCAGUGCCAGUACUGCCGUCUCAAGAAGUGCUUCCGGGUGGGCAUGAGGAAGGAGGCGGUGCAGCGCGGCCGCAUCCCGCACUCGCUGCCGGGCGCCGUGGCCGCCUCCUCCGGCAGCCCGCCGGGCUCGGCGCUGGCGGCGGCGGCGGCGGGCGGAGACCUCUUCCCGGGGCAGCCGGUGUCGGAGCUGAUCGCGCAGCUGCUGCGCGCCGAGCCCUACCCCGCGGCGGCCGGGCGCUUCGGCGCGGGGGCCGGCGCGGCGGGCGCCGUGCUGGGCAUCGACAACGUGUGCGAGCUGGCGGCGCGGCUGCUCUUCAGCACCGUGGAGUGGGCGCGCCACGCGCCCUUCUUCCCCGAGCUGCCGGUCGCCGACCAGGUGGCGCUGCUGCGCCUCAGCUGGAGCGAGCUCUUCGUGCUGAACGCGGCGCAGGCGGCGCUGCCCCUGCACACGGCACCGCUGCUGGCCGCCGCCGGCCUCCACGCCGCGCCCAUGGCCGCCGAGCGCGCCGUGGCCUUCAUGGACCAGGUGCGCGCCUUCCAGGAGCAGGUGGACAAGCUGGGCCGCCUGCAGGUCGACUCGGCCGAGUACGGCUGCCUCAAGGCCAUCGCGCUCUUCACGCCGGAUGCCUGUGGCCUCUCGGACCCCGCGCACGUGGAGAGCCUGCAGGAGAAGGCGCAGGUGGCCCUCACCGAGUAUGUGCGGGCCCAGUACCCGUCCCAGCCACAGCGCUUCGGGCGCCUGCUGCUGCGGCUGCCCGCCCUGCGCGCCGUGCCCGCCUCCCUCAUAUCCCAGCUCUUCUUCAUGCGCCUGGUGGGCAAGACGCCCAUCGAGACGCUGAUCCGGGACAUGCUGCUGUCGGGCAGCACCUUCAGCUGGCCCUACGGCUCGGGCCAGUGAGCGCCGGGCGGGCGCCGGCCUCCGGGCAGGGAAGCCCGGCCGCCACGGGGACCCCAGGUGGAGGACCCCGGCUGCUGUCUUCGGACUCUUGUUUUUUUAAAGACUGUGAAAUGUUUGUCUUUUCUGUUUUUUAAAUGAUCAUGAAACCAAAACGAAACUGGUGGUUCAGACUCCAGCUUUGUCCUCCCCACAACCCCUGGCCAAGAUGGGGCCUAGGGCCUGAGGGGCCAGCGGUGGGGACCUCGUGGGCGUGGGGUGGGCUCCCCUGGUGUGAUGGACAGAGGCCUGGCAUCUGGACUGCAGGGGCAGCCCCAGUGGGCAGUGGUGGCGCGCCCCAGGUGGGUCCUCUGGACAUGUCAUCCCCGUCAGACACUACAUGACAAAUGAAUCAAGGCCACUAAUAAAAAUGUUUCCUGCCUGCA
This is a messenger RNA of Equus caballus (horse), 1793 nucleotides long. It is a transcript of the gene NR2F6, whose product is annotated as nuclear receptor subfamily 2 group F member 6. Lineage: Eukaryota; Metazoa; Chordata; Mammalia; Perissodactyla; Equidae. Gene Ontology annotation, biological process: anatomical structure development; cell differentiation; negative regulation of transcription by RNA polymerase II. The record is from RefSeq and is a predicted model, not a curated record. Gene Ontology annotation, molecular function: zinc ion binding; RNA polymerase II cis-regulatory region sequence-specific DNA binding; nuclear receptor activity.